AUGGGUAUCCUUCAAACUCUCUUUAAAGCAGAGGACGAUAUACAAGGAUCAAAAGUCCGCGCAAUUUUCAUCGCAGCUUUCGUCGCAUUCGGAGGUAUCCUUUACGGCUUUGAUACCGGAACAAUUUCGGGUGUCCUGGCCAUGGAUUAUGUUAAACAAACUUUCACUAAAACGGGAAAAUUUACCUCAGGUGAAACCUCCCUGAUUACUUCCAUUUUGUCAGCAGGUACCUUUUGCGGUUCUCUUUUUGCUCCGUUGGUGUCUGAUACUUUGGGUAGAAGGUUGGGUUUGUUGGUUGCCUGUGCUAUUUUUACUCUUGGUGUUAUUUUGCAAACUGCUUCAACAACACAACCGUUGCUUAUUGUUGGAAGAGUAUUCGCUGGUGGAGGAGUCGGUGUUUUGUCUGCUAUCGUUCCGCUAUAUCAAUCAGAAGCAGCUCCAAAAUGGAUCAGAGGUGCUGUUGUAUCUUGUUACCAAUGGGCAAUCACCAUUGGUCUUCUGCUUGCUGCGUGUGUUAAUCAAGGUGUGAAAGACAGACAUGACAGUGCAACGUGGCGUAUUCCUUUUGCCAUACAGCUCCUGUGGAUGCUUAUUAUGGCUAUAGGUAUGAUUAUCCUUCCAGAAACGCCAAGAUUUUACGUUAUGAAAGAAAAAAAUGAGAAGGCCGCAAAAUCCCUUUCCCGACUAAGAGGUUUACCAGUCGAUCAUCCUAUCAUUGAAAAAGAGCUCGAGGAAAUUAUUGCAAACUUCAACUACGAAAAAUCUUUGGGUUCAACAACUAUUUUGGACUGUUUCAAAACUGCAAACCAUCAACUCAAGCGUAUGCUGAUUGGUAUUGUCAUACAGGCCCUCCAGCAACUGACGGGUAUCAACUUCAUUUUCUAUUACGGCGUUCAAUUUUUUCAAACCUCUGGCAUCGACAAUCCUUUUGUAAUUCAAUUAGUCAUGAACAUUGUUAAUGUCAUAAUGACCAUUCCAGGAAUUGCGCUAGUCGAGCUGGCUGGAAGAAGAAAUCUUUUAUUGUGGGGAGCGAUUGGAAUGUCUGCUAGUGAAUUUAUUGUUGCCAUCGUUGGUACAGCUUUGCCUAACAGCACUACUGCAAAUAAGACUUUAAUUGCCUUCACUUGCACCUUCAUUGCAUCCUUUGCUGCAACAUGGGGGCCUCUUGCAUGGGUCGUGGUGGGUGAAAUCUAUCCUUUGAGAGUUAGAGGAAAAUCUGUUGCUAUCUGUGCGGCAUCUAACUGGCUUUUCAACUUUGCAAUCGCGUAUGCAACACCUUAUUUGGUUGACAGUGGUAAAGGAAAUGCCAAUCUGCAAUCCAAAGUUUUUUUCAUAUGGGGAGCUUGCACUUUCCUUUGUAUCCUGUUCGUUUAUUUCUUCGUUUACGAAACGAAAGGACUUACUCUUGAACAAAUUGAUGAGCUUUUUGAUACUGUUCCCAGCGCGCGCGCUUCAAAAGGAUUCGUACCAUCAGUGGGCGGAUUUGCUCACGCCGAAAAUUACGAUCACGAAUCUCCAGAGGCAGAAAAAGCGGUUGUGACACAAGUGGAAAAGGUAUAA
Molecule: messenger RNA, 1560 nt
Organism: Lachancea fermentati
Lineage: Eukaryota; Fungi; Ascomycota; Saccharomycetes; Saccharomycetales; Saccharomycetaceae
Source: the annotation of a GenBank genome assembly